CUCAUGCGCAGUUUGAAUUUGGACCGCCAUCUUGGUUCUGUAAACUAAAAGUGAAAACCAGGGCAGUUUUUUCCACACAUCUGGGAAACGUCUGGAUUUCAGGGGAUUCUGCUGAUUUCAGCGCCGUCUAACAGGGAUGGAGGCUGAGUAUGACUCAGACGACAACCACAGUGGCAAUGAAGCUCCAGGCUCUCCAGAAGCCAUGAGUGAGGGAGGAUCAGAGGACGGGGAGGUCCAAUCAGAGCCUGAGGAGGCAGCUGACCAGCUGUCCCCACCUGCGAGUCCCGAGACCCCCCCUGGCAGCCCCCUGUCCCCAGCUGAGUCAGGUGGAGGUGCGCCGGAGUCCCCUCCCCAGUCCCCCAUGUCCCCUCCCCAGUCUCCUCCGGACAGUCCUGUAUCACCUGUUGGGAGCCCCAUUUCAGCUGAAAGUGCACCUGGCAGUCCCCAGUCCCCAGCAGGCAGCUACCAGUCAGGUGCGGGUAGCCCACAGUCAGGUGGGAGUGCCCCUGGUUCACCUGGGUCUGUCCCCUCCCCACCAGCAAGCCCCAUGUCUCCAGGGAGCCCACAGUCUCCUGCUAGUCCCCAGUCACCUGCUAGUCCUCAGUCACCUGCAGGUAGCCCACAAUCACCUGCAAGCCCCCAGUCACCUGCAAGCCCCGAGUCACCCGCAAGCCCGCAGUCAGCUGCAAGUCCACAGUCACCUCCUGCUAGCCCCCAGUCUCCAAUGGGAAGCCCUCAGUCACCUGCUAGCCCCCUAUCACCUGCAGGUAGCCCCCAGUCACCUGCUGGUAGUCCACAAUCACCUGCAGUCACCCGCAAGCCCCCAGUCACCUGCAAGCCCCCAGUCACCUGCAAGCCCUCAGUCACCUGCUGGAAGCCCCCAGUCACCUGCAAGCCCCCAAUCACCUGCUGGCAGCCCAAUAUCUGCUGGCAGCCCACACGGCUCCGCAAGUGGUGA
Molecule: messenger RNA, 958 nt
Organism: Branchiostoma belcheri (Belcher's lancelet)
Lineage: Eukaryota; Metazoa; Chordata; Leptocardii; Amphioxiformes; Branchiostomatidae
Product: basic salivary proline-rich protein 1-like
Exons: 4
Coding region: 137-958 (273 amino acids)
Source: RefSeq, a predicted model, not a curated record